AUGGGCAUCAUUGUAGCUGUUGUGUUCGCAAGCAUACUUUUAUUUGGUUUCUUAAUGUUGCAGUCAAUACAGACCAUGGAUCGACUGGAUGAUCCAAAACAGGGACAACUGGUUGUGAACUUCAGGGAAUAA
This is a messenger RNA of Gongylonema pulchrum, 132 nucleotides long. Lineage: Eukaryota; Metazoa; Nematoda; Chromadorea; Rhabditida; Gongylonematidae. The record is from the annotation of a GenBank genome assembly.